Messenger RNA from Alexandromys fortis (reed vole), 2874 nucleotides. RefSeq names its product coiled-coil domain containing 62 (gene Ccdc62). The record is from RefSeq and is a predicted model, not a curated record. NCBI's taxonomy places the organism in Eukaryota, Metazoa, Chordata, Mammalia, Rodentia, Cricetidae. The coding region runs from base 1 to 2133 and encodes 710 amino acids. The transcript is spliced from 12 exons.
AUGCGUGGUCGCGAGGGCGCGGCGUCCGGGGCUGCGGGCUUGCCCGCCCCGGUGCGACCCGGCGCCAAUGGCGUUUCCGAGGUGACGCGCUGCUGGCACCGACUCUCUCUGGGGGCGGGGGCAUCGCCCAUGAACCCUUCGGCGACCUUCUUCGUCCGGCGCCAGAACAUCGGGUCAGAAGUUGAGAAUUCCACCAUUGAGAAACAGCGGAAGGAGCUGCAGCUGCUCAUUGGAGAACUGAAAGAUCGAGAUAAAGAGCUCAAUGACAUGGUUGCAGUGCACCAGAGACAACUUCUUUCAUGGGAGGAGGAUCGGCAGAAAGUGUUGACUUUGGAGGAACGUUGCAGCAAAUUAGAAGGUGAGCUGCAUAAAAGAACUGACAUAAUCAAGUCUCUCAUGAAGAAGGUCAAACUCCUUGAAUCCAAUCAAGCGGAAUGUCAGACAGCUCUUCAGAAGACUCAGCAACAGCUCCAGGAAAUGGCUCAAAAGGCUACACAUUCUGCCCUCCUCUCGGAAGACCUUGAGGCUAGAAAUGAAAAUCUCAGCAGCAUGCUAGUGGAACUUUCUGCUCAGGUAGGACAAUUGCAAGCUAGAGAGCAGGCUCUCACUACCAUGAUAAAGCUAAAGGUAAUUGAAAUGCCAUACCUCCACUCCAGAGCUCACCACACACUCCAUCUCUCCCCAAGUCCUCAGCAGCCCAGAAACAGAGCCUCUAACAUUGCUAAUUUCAUCUUCUCCUUUCAAGGCUGGCCUUUACCUGAGGAAUUUCUCCCUUCUGUUUAUGAAGAGGACCUAAAUGAGAAGACAACAGAAAACAAUGAACAACGAGAAGAGAUCAUUCGCCUCAAGCAAGAGAAAAGUUGCCUGCAUGACGAAUUAACAUUUACUGUCGAGAGAGAAAAGAGGAAAGAUGAGUUACUUGAUAUUGCAAAGUCAAAGCAAGAUCGCACAAAUUCAGAGCUGCACAACCUGAGACAGAUUUACGUAAAACAACAGAGUGACCUGCAGUUUCUUAAUUUCAAUGUAGAAAAUUCUCAUGAAUUAAUACAGAUAUAUGACUCAAAGAUGGAGGAAUCAAAGGCCCUGGAAUGCAGCAGAGACAUGUGUUUAUCAGACCUUGACAAUAACUACCCAAAAAUCGAUAUUAAGAGAGAGAGAAAUCAGAAGUCAUUGGUUAAGGAUCAAAAGUUUGAGGUCGCGUUGGCUCAGCACAAUAGGUCAGACAAGAGCUCUUGUGAUGCAUGCAGAGAGAAGAAGCUACAGGUUAACACUGCGUUUGGGGAAAAAGGUGUAAUUGCUCUCUCGUCUCUAUUUACCAAAGACUUACUGGAGAAACAAAAAUCUUGGUCUCUGGGUGGAAAAAUCCAGACUGAACCCGAAAACAAAGUUACACUAUGCAAGAUUCAUGCGAACUCACCAAGAAGCAAUGGGAUGGAGCUUCAGGUCGAAGAGAAGCAGCUCUCGGAAACGUCCGUCUCGCUGCCUGAUGAGAAGCAGUGGCAUGACAUCAAUGUUUACCUGGGCCUUUCUAACUGCUCGGCCUCAAAGCACCUGGAAAAGCCUGAUGGGAACUGCCAUAACCUCGCAGAUACAGCCGAAAUCUCAUGCUGUGUCCAAAAUGAAGUCUGUGUGGGUGACAAGGACCUGGGUGAAUCCAAGUGCUGCCACCCGAGUAACAUCGUUGUCGAAGCCCCGGGACACAUGACUGACGUGGAGUGGAUGAGCAUUUUCAAGCCUUCCAAAGUGCAAAGAAUUGUUCGCCACAAAACUGUGUGCACUUGUUCAGGAGGUGUCAGCGGCAUGAAGUCUUCAGCAAGUGAGCCCAGUGCCAUCCAGCCUCCACAGUGUUUGGGUUCCUCAAAGUCUGCAGAGAGAGAAGAUGAGCCAGAGCCCCCUCCAGACAAAAGAACCUCAUCCAAGAGUGUGUUCAUCAGCAAAGAUGCAGCAUCGCCCCAUGAAAAGGAUGACUUCUCUCCUACUAGUAAGCUCCAGCGCUUGCUGGCCGAGUCUCGGCAGAUGGUCACGGAUCUGGAGCUGAGCACGCUGCUGCCCAUCAGCUGUGAGAAUCUCAACAGAAGUAAAUUAGAAGUCUCAGAAGAGCCAGAAGACAAAAACACCCUUGUCAGUCAUUGAAGGAAACAAAGUCAACUUGGACAUUCACUGUGGCUAUGUAAGCAGGAUUCUCACUGGAAGGCAGAAAGUGGAUACCAUACUUCACCUGAAGACAAAGAGGAUUGUGAUUCUCACAGAAGCAGCCUUUAUUACAAAGGCAGCAGAAUCCCAAAGUUUACUUUUUAAAGCGACUAUAUUUUGUUUUUGAUGAACCAUUUUUGUGUAAAAAAUAUUUCCAUGCCAAAGAAAUGAGGUCUUACUCUACACACAUGUUUGAAACUAUGCUGAAAGAAAGAAUGAAAAACUCUGUCAAGAUGCAGACAUGGAUUAAUACCAGAGAAGCUCUUUAAACCCGGUACUGAGAACCCGUGCAUGUCAAGUGCUGCUCGAGCUGAUGCCUCCUGAAAACCUGGGUCUAUAUUCACAUGACAACUUCACUUCUCAGAGUCAGCUCCCAGUGUGUGAUGUAGUGUUUUCUUCUCUUAUGGUUUUGGCGCUGGACUUUGUUGUGUGGAUGGGCGUGAGAUAAGAGGGUGUAAAAUGUUUGCAAUGGGACACUGGCACCUUGCUGGCAGUUAAGGCCAGUCAGUCCUCAGGCGACAGCUGCAUCUUGUCUGGCUCUGUAGUAGGCAGUUCACUUACACAAGACAGCACUUGCUGGAAGAUCAAGUUUUAUAUAGAUUUUUAAAAAUACAUUGAAGACUAAAAAUUCUAUUUUAACUUUAAAAAAAUAUUUUUUUUAAAAAAAUUGCACUAUUUGCC